This is a messenger RNA of Ostrinia furnacalis (Asian corn borer), 8307 nucleotides long. Its product is annotated as ELKS/RAB6-interacting/CAST family member bruchpilot. NCBI's taxonomy places the organism in Eukaryota, Metazoa, Arthropoda, Insecta, Lepidoptera, Crambidae. The transcript is spliced from 20 exons. Gene Ontology annotation, cellular component: cytoskeleton of presynaptic active zone. Gene Ontology annotation, molecular function: structural constituent of presynaptic active zone. The record is from RefSeq and is a predicted model, not a curated record. Gene Ontology annotation, biological process: maintenance of presynaptic active zone structure; regulation of synaptic plasticity; neuromuscular synaptic transmission. Bases 8 to 6175 code for a protein of 2055 amino acids.
ACAAGCAAUGCUCGUCAGACAAUUGGAAGAAGAACUAAGAUUGCGCAUGCGACAGCCGGCGCCGGAGUUGCAGCAACAAUUAGAAGCGCUGUAUGCUGAGAACGAACACCUGCAGAGGGAGAUAGCUAUAUUGAGGGACACUAUUAAGGAACUAGAGCUACGGAUCGAAACACAAAAGCAAACCUUACAAGCUCGAGAUGAAAGCAUCAAAAAGUUGCUCGAAAUGCUACAGAAUAAGGGGAUGGGUACGUCGUUACUAUGGAAAGAGGAAGAAAGACAAAUGUUCCAACAAAUGCAGGCCAUGGCGCAAAAACAGGAGCUCAAGGCGACGGCGGACACGCUGCGGGCGCUGCAGACGCAGCUGGAGCGCGCGCUGGCGGCUGCCGGGCUGCCGGGCGGCAGCGCGGGGGCCACGCUGACGGCCGUGCUCGAGACCAAGGAGGCGCGCAUCGCCACCCUGGAGCGCCAGGUCGCCUUGCUCGAGAGCGAGCUGGCCGCGUACGUGUCGCCGCCGCCGCCCUCGCUCGCGCCCUCGCACGCCUCGCUUUACGAUAAGGCCGACCCUCCCUUCAAGAGACAAUUGGAUGAGUUCCGAUUGGAGAUUCAGCGGCGGGACCAGGAGAUCCUGGCGAUGGCGGCGAAGAUGAAGGCCUUGGAGGAGCAGCACCAGGACUACCAGCGCCACAUCGCCGUGCUGAAGGAGUCUCUGUGCGCCAAGGAGGAACAUUACAGCAUGCUGCAGACAGACGUGGAGGAACUAAAAGCCCGCCUCGACGAGAAGAGCAGAGUGGUUGAGAAGAAGACUGCGGCGGCUUUGGCGGCUGCGCACGAGUUGGCCGAGCUGCGAGACCAUUCAGAGAUCAAGGAUCGGAAGAUCAACGUGCUGCAGAGAAAGAUCGAAAACCUCGAAGAUCUCCUCAAAGAAAAGGACAACCAAGUAGACAUGGCACGAGCUAGACUCAACGCCAUGCAAGCCCACCACUGUUCCUCCGAAGGCGCCCUAUCAUCCUUAGAAGAAGUCAUCGGAGAUAAAGAGAAGCAAAUACAGCAAUUGAGAGAACAACGCGACAGAGCGGAACAUGAGAAGACCGAAGAAAGAGAGCUACACGAGAGAGAGCUAGCUGAGUAUAAGAUGAAACUGCACGCCCUUGAAAGUGAAGUCGAAAAACUUGGUGCGAGACUCGAGAGAGCUUCGGCUGAGAAGGAUAGGCUUGAAGCUAAGCUGGAGAGCUCUCAAUCUGAGCUUGGGAAAUCUAAAGCAGAGCUAGAUAAGGCUGCAAGUGAAGUGGGUCGAUCUGGUGCUGAUUGGGAGGCAGCGAAGCAGCGCCUGGCGAGACUUGAGCUUGAAAACGAGAGGCUUAAGCACGAGCUCGAAAGAUCGCAGACUACGUUUGGAAGAAGCACGUUGACUACCUCACAGGAACUAGACAGGGUGCAAGAGAAAGCUGAUAAGAAUGCAGCAGAGUUGAGACGAACUUUGGCCGAGCUGAGAGUGACUCAAGCGGAUGCGGAGAGAGCCAGGUCUGAGGCUAGUGGACUUCAGGACAAGUUGGAGAAGUCUCAAGGCGAAGUGUACCGUCUGAAGGCCAAGCUUGAGAAUGCACAAACUGAACAAGACAGUCUCAAGGAAGAAUACGAUCGACUCCAAUCAUCAAUAAGCCGUCUGCACUCCGAGCGAGACAAAGCCAUAGCCGAGCUGGACAAAGCUAGGGAGGAGCUGGAAAGAACCCAGGCAACCCUGGGCAAGGCCCAACUGCAGCAGGACAAACUGCAGGCCUCGCUCGACUCCGCGCACUCUGAGAUAGACAAGGUCCAGGAGAAGCUGGAUAAGGCUGCCGUUGAGAAUAGAAAGCUGCAAGUAGACCGCGAGAAGCAAGCGUACGACUUCGAGUCCCUCCAGUCCCAGUUGGACAAGGCACUGGGACAGGCAGCGCGGCUCCAGAAGGAACGGGACACGGCCCAAUUAGACGCUGACCGGUUCCGGGACAAGCAUGAUAAGGCUCAAGCCCUCGUAGCUCGCAUCCAAAAAGAAAGGGACGCCGCUCUUGCCGAAGCUGCCAGCUGCCGCGAGAGAGCCGAAGCGGCCGCUGCUGCCGCAAACCGGGCAGCCAGGGACCGAGACAGCGCGGCCACUGAGCUGGACGUGCUGAGGGAGAGAUGGGAGAAGGCGCACCAGCAGCACCAGAAACUUACUAUGGAGCGAGAUGAUGCUUUGACGGAGCUAGAAAUAUUAAAGGAGAAACUCGACAAGGCCCUGUACUCCACUCAGAAGACCAUCGAGGAGAAAGAGACCGCGCACAAAGAAUACGAAAAAAUGCUCGAAAAGUAUGAUAGGUCUCAGAACGAAAUCUACCGACUGCAAAACAAGAUAGACAUUCUGGAAGCCGACAAAGACCGCAUCGAACUCGAACUGGAAAAACAAGUACACUUAUCCACGAAAUCGAGGGAAGAUCAGAGAAAGUUACAAGACGAACUGGCUAGAUUACAGGAAAUGUACGACAGGGCAUCGUUGCAACUGGGCAGGACCAAAGAACAGGAAGAAAAGGCUAAGGAAGACAUGGACAGACUGCAUGUUGAUAUCGAAAUGGUUCGCGAACGGUAUGAGAAGAGUCAGAUCGAGUUGAGAAGGCUCCAAGCCGAGAAGGAGAAGUUGGUUGCGGAUAACGAACGGUUGCAAUUUGAGUAUGACCGAGCUAUGACACAGUGUGGUAAAGCGCAGGCGUCGAACGAGAAGACUCAAGAAGAAAUGGCCAGAGUUCAGAUCGAGCUUGAAAAGAUGUACGAUAAACAUGACAAAGUGUCGGCUGAGAUGAGAAGAGUGCAAGCGGAAUUGGAUAAGGUGAAGCAAGAUGCAAGCGGGGCGAGAGAAGAGGCGGAGAGGUACGCGGCGCGCUACGGAAAGUACCACGAUACGAAGGAAGAGCAUGAGAGGACUAAACUGGAGGUGGAGCGCCUUCGCACGCGGCUAGAGAAGACCACGCUUGAACUGGAGCGAGCGAGGAAGGCCGACGAGGAGGUUGUGCGGCUGCGCUCUGAGUUGGAACGCGUCGAGGGCCUCCGAGGUAAAUACCAAUUUGAACAGGACAAGUGGACUAACGAACUGAACCGAAUGCAGGCGGAACUCGACAAAUUCCGCGAACGCUUCGAGGCGUCGCAGGCCGAAGUCCAGCGCAUGCAAGCCGAGAAGGAACAAGCAGAGACGAAACUCCACGAACUGAAUAUACAACUGGAGUUGUCGAAGAGCGAAGUGACGAAACUGAGUGGGGCGUUAGAGAAGCAGCGGACUGAUCUUGAACGCGCUCAUAUUGAGUGUGAAAAGUUCAGAGAUAGGUGUGAGAAGCUUAAGUUACGGUCAGAACAGCUGGAUAAAGACAAUGAAAGACUUAAGGGCGAGUUGCAACAGAUCGAAAGGAUGAAGUUGCAAGCGGUGGCCGGAGACAAGGCGCGAACUGAGGAUCGACUAGAAAUCGAACGUCUUCGUGACAAACUCGAAAAAGCAAUUCAAGCGAGAGAUUCUACAGAAAUGGAAGCAGGUCGACUGGCAAAGGAACUUGAAAAGUCUCAGAUGCAUCUAGCUAAGUAUCAGGAAACAAACGAAACUACUCGAGUAGAGUACGACAGAAUGACGAACGAGUUAGGAAGAAUGCACGAGCGCCUUGAACGUACUAUCCUAGAAAUGAGACAGAUCGAACAAGAAAGAGAUGCACUGAGAGCAGAAAUACAGAACACGAGACGCAAUGUGGAACAACAACAGAGAACAUUGGACCACCGAACACAGGAGACUCUAGUGAAACUUCAGCAAGAACUUGCCCAAUCAGUGCGAGACAGAGAAAAAAUGGCGUCCAUAUUAGAACAGCGAGAUAAACAGGCGGACGCAAUAGAAAAGCAAAUCGUGAAAUUGGAAGCGGACACAAAACAGUUGACUAUCGAACGCGAUCAACUCGUAGCUCAAUUAGAGAAGUCACAGGAUAUGCUUGUGAAUUUCCAGAGGGAACUGAACUCUUCGGAGGCGGAGUUGCAGAAGCAGCGUGAGGAGGUUCGUCGUCUGAAGGAGGAGCAGAGAAAGAUGGCACAAGACACGGAGCGGGGUGCAAAGGCAGUCCUUGAAAACCGGGAGAGAGAGAUCGUUAAACUGCAGCAGCAAGUCCAAGCGGCGGCGAAGGAGAGAGACAUGAUCAGACAGCGAGCCGAGAAGGCGGAGAAAGAGGCUCAAAAAGUCGGGGAACUCGAUAAAUGGCGAGCGGCGGUCGAAGCGGAGAAGAUGAAGGCGAUCGCAGCAGAGAAAGCGCUGUCGGAAUGCCAGCAGCGCUUGCAGAGUUUAGAGAAGCAGUUCCAUGCGCAACAGCAGCAGUUGCAGCAGCUUCAAGCGCGCGGGCCGUCGGACGUGCGCGAGGUUCAGAAGCAGCUGGAAGCGGCUCAAGGCGAGGCGCGCUCGCUGGCCACGGAGCGCGAGCGGUGCCAGGCGCAGCUGGAGAUGCUUGUGCAGGAGUUGGAAAAGAGCCAGCUCGAUCUGCACGAAGCGAACAAGAAAUUACAAGCGGCUGGCGCUCAGAACGCCAAAGCUGGGGAAGAUACAGCCCAAGCUAGAAGACAGCUGCAAGAAGAAUUCAAAAAAUUAGAAGACGCGAGAAAACAGUUUGAAGAUCAAAGAAGAACGGUUGAGAACAGAAGGAAAGAGAUAGAAGAGAAGGAAAAGUCGCUAACGGAAUUAGAUCGACAGUUAAAGAAGAGAAAAGAGCAAAUGGACCAAAUGGAAGCCUCUUUGAGGAAGGCCGGCGGCAGUACAGCAGCGGUAACUGACCUGAACCGCAAGCUGACAGACUCACAGAAGGACGCAGAGACCCUCAAACAACAGCUGGACCAGACGAAGGAGGAGGCCAAGCGCCUCACCACAGAGACCGAGCGGCUGCUGCAGUUAGUGCAGAUGUCACAGGAAGAACAGGCGCAGAAGGAGAAGCAGAUAAUGGACCUGCAACAAUCUGUGAGGAACCUUCAAGCCAAACUGAAAAGUCAGCAACAAGCACAAGCACAAAGAGAAGAGGAUUUGAGCAGAGCAAGGCAAAGUGAGAUUAUGGCUAUCAAUGAUCUGACGCAGACGUUGAGAGAGAAGGAUCAUUUGAAAUCUAGAUUGGAGGAAAAUAAGAUGAGGGUGAUAGAUCUAGAAAUAGAGCUGAAUGAAUCGUCGCUGAUAUUAUCCGAGCUACUGAAGAUCUCGAAAGGUCAGGAGCCGAGUAAUAUACAGAGAAGUAAAAGCUUUUUUGAGCUGCAGAAGAGUGGUAAGGUAGCAGAGAGGCUGGACAAAUGCAAAUUCAGCAAAAGCCAGAACGAUAUCGACGGCAUGCAGGACAGAAACCAGAUGCCAAAUGUUCAGAAGCUGACCAGAAAGAUCAGUGAAAUGUCGAAAGAAAUAGCUGUGAAGAAUUCUAAGAUAAUUGAGCAACAGAGAUGUGUGUCCAUAUUAGAAGAGGCAUUGAGAGAAAAUAAUAACAUUGCAGAGUUUGAGCAGCUUCUAGCUGUGGUAAGAAGUAAAGACGAAAGGAUAAAUGAACUGGAGCAGAUCAUUAACAAGAAAGCGGGGGUGACCAUAGCUGAUUACAAAGACAAAAGAAUAUUGGAGUUGGAAGACGCUUUGAAGGAAUCGUUUAUGAUUGCAGCCGAGAGAGAAAAAGUUUUCUAUGAAGAAGAACAAAGGCGUAUUGAAACUCUGCAAAAGAUGAAAAAGAUGGAGCAGCGGAUCCGAUCGCUGCAGAACGCUUCAGCGAUGAGCUGCGAGACGUGCGCGCCGCUGCUGCAGCGCUUGCAGCGGCUGGAGGCGUCGGUGCACGACUCCAGGGCCAAGAGGGACGGCGUGCUGCGCACUUUAGCACGCCUUGUUCAGAACAUUCUAGAAGAACUGAUCACGGAGAAGGACAACCACAUCGCGGAGCUGGAGAUCAAGGGCGUGCUCGACGAGAGCGAGACGGCGAGAUGCGACGCGCUCAAGAACGAGCGGGACAGACUGCUCAAUAGGCUUAAGAUUGAGAAUGAGAGGAUAGUGGAACUGGAGCGCGAGGUGUACCAGGAGCCCACGCCGCCGCGGAGCCUGCUGCCGAUCAACCUGACGCUGGCCGACGGGCUGCUGGCCGACCACAAUGUAAUAGUCUGGGAGACGGACAUCCCAGCGACGGUUCUAUGAGGCCUCACAGCUAAGUCCAAACCGUGUAUGUGGCUUCUCACGCACACUCACCCUUCACCGCUACCUUACCUUCCAUUACCGCUUAUCACCUACAUAGACCGAACAAACGAUCCAAAAAAUAACCUAAAAAUACCCAAAACAACGCUUUUCACUCGCGCCGGAAACCGUUACGCGCCAUUUUGUCGUGGUAGCCAUUUUGAAUCGCAACCGGAAGUGAUUGACAGAUGUAAUAAUCUCAAGAAUUAAUAAAAACGCGUUAACAAAAGCGUUGUGUACUAACAUCGUCGUCCAAGCUUGCAACUUCGUGAAACGGCGCCAUUUUCUCACUAAUCGUGCCAUAAGACCAAAGAAUGGUUCAUUUUGUUAUUGUAAAUAAAUCUUGUUUUUAUUUUUACAUUUUUGUUUUAUUUAUACUUCAAUCGAAACGAUGUGAAGCUAAAUGAAUAUUUUUUUACAUUAUACUAAUUGAAAACGGAACCAAAAAUUAUUUAUCUAUUUGCACUUGUUAACAAAAAUGUAUACUUAUUAGAGCAAUAAUUUAAUCUAUCCUGUACUCUAGUUAAAUCCGCAUUCGGUGUCUAUUUUUAUCUAUUAGUGAAAUAUAUUAUUGAAAUUUUAUUAUAAACAGCAUUAUUUAUAAAUACAAUUAUUUCAUCGAUAAAUCUUGUCAUAGAAUUUACUUACCUUCGAUGCAAAAAUUUAUAGUAGUUGAAUCUGUUCUAUUACCUUUGUAUAGUCUCUAAUAGAAAAUCGACCAUAGGCAUUAUGAUAAUUUAGAAAUGUUUGAUCUUAAAUUAAUUUUAGGGAGUUUAUUUACACUACAAUAGCUAGAUAAUUCAAGGAGUACGUUGUGUUUGUAUGGAAUAGUUGAUACUUUGCCUAAUGUUUCUUCUUUGCUAGCCGAAUCUUUGUUGAAAUUAAUUUAAAAACUUUACAUAUCAUGCACAAAGUUUAAAAUGGGCAUUCCAAGCUGACAUCGGCAUAUCAUUACAUUCUAUUUACGAAUAGGCUUCUUCUUGUUAAAGUUUCCUUAGGAAAGUGUUGUCGGUGUUCAAACUAUAUUUGUGAAAAAACGCUUGUACAAUGUCAAAAGAAGCACUGCCUUACAAUCUAAGUAAAUUAAAUAAAAUAUUUUUCCGUUAUCAAUGCCUUGUUCGCUUGAUGGAGAGACGUCCGCUCUCUUCGACUGAUCGUGAAGGAAUGAGCAAAUUGGCGGGAAAUGUCUUAUCCUCUUCCGUUGACGGCAGCUAUUUUAUAACUACCCACAUGUAAUUUACGAUUAUUGUGAGCUUUUUUACAAAUAUCUAUACAACAGUAUUGUAUUUUGUGAUAAUAAAAAUAGUCGACCGGUAAACGAAAUCCAAUUUGUGAAAUGAUAAAAAUAUUUUAACUCUCUUUCUCGUUACUAUCCGAUAAAAUAAUUUGUACAUCUAGUUAAGUAAUUCUUAAUUAUUAAGCCACUAUUACCAAUGUGAAAGCUUAUUGCUGUUUUAAGCAAUUGUUUUUUAAUGAAACGCGUUCAUAAAUUGGAUUGUCGCUUGAAAGAACAACAUCGAAUAAUAAUACCAUUGAUCUGUCAUUUCUAGAGAGAGGAUCGGUCCAGUGAAGUUGUUUCUAUGGCCGUCCUCCAUUUAUUUGUCCAACGGACUUGUUCUCAUAAUGUUUACAUGUAAACUUGUUACUUUAUAUCACAGAUAAUAAUAUAGAGUGUUGGCAAAAUUAUGGCUUUUUAUACACAGUCGCUGUAUGUAGUGUGUAUUGUAUGUUAGGCGGGAAAACGCGCUGCAGUGUUCGGUCGAAAGCGUUCGAGCUUCGAAUACGUUCUAUUUUUAAAAUUUCAAACUUUUAAACCUUACCUUGUACUUUUUUUUAAACCUAAGAGUUUUGACUUGACACUGCAGCUUCGAGCGACCUUUUUUCGUAUCGACUCAAGUGUGUAGUAAAUUGUCGAUCAAGUCACAAUAAUUAUUAUGGUAUUAAAGUAAAUGAUAUUAGUUACUUGUUACAUAAAUAUAAUGGUAUAAUUAAACAGUGGGUCGUAUUGUUUCACACGUUGUAUUGACCGAAAUUAUGCUGAAAAUAUAAAAAUACAUGUUCUUUGAAAAUAUAAUAUCUUCAUAUACGGAACAGUA